Messenger RNA from Trematomus bernacchii (emerald rockcod), 669 nucleotides. RefSeq lists its product as uncharacterized. The transcript has 4 exons. NCBI's taxonomy places the organism in Eukaryota, Metazoa, Chordata, Actinopteri, Perciformes, Nototheniidae. Bases 1 to 669 code for a protein of 222 amino acids. The record is from RefSeq and is a predicted model, not a curated record.
AUGCAGCUGGCACAUUUGAAAGACAUGGUGGCAGAAAAACUACACAAGUGGACGGAGGCCCAAACCAGAUCACUGGUUCACCAUAGGACUGAGCAUGACCACCUGUUCACAGGAAAGAGGUACACAGCGAAGAAGGCCUGGGGAGAGGUUCUGCAGAAGAUGGGGUUGGAGGAGUUGCUCACUCCCACCCAACUGGCAAAAAAGUGGGACAACCUCAAACGCAAAUAUAAGGAGCUGAAAACCCCCCCUACAGGGACGGGGACAGAUGAGGGGGAGGCCACGGCAGCCACAUGGCCGUGGUUUUCCCUGAUGCAUGAAGCCAUCGGGAGUCGGCCCUCCAUGGAGCCUCCAGUGCUGAUGGACUCGGCUGACGUGACCCCCAGUGGGAUUGGCUCUUCAUCCAGUGGAGCUGGGGCCGCUCCUUGUGGCCAGGCAAUUGAGGAAGAGGAGGAUCCUGGGCAGCCUGGCACAAGUAGCAGCACCACUACACUGGAUGAAGAGCCAUCCACCUCUCUCAGUCCCCCGCCUACCAAGAGGAAGAGGGCAAGUCGGGGGGCCCUAUUAGAGUUUUUAAAAGAGGAGGCCAAACAAGAGCAGGAAUGCUUUGAGGCCACUCAGGCUAAUGCCCAAAAGUAUUUGGAUUUAUUUGAGAAAUUUGUGAAUAAAUGA